CCCGCCGCCGGCCGCCGCGCACCGCCCCCGUGCGGCGGGAGGCGCACCCUGCACCCCGCUCGGCCGCCGCCGCUCGGGCCGGGACAUCCAUGGGGCGAACGGCGAUGCGAUGAGCCCGGGCGGGAGCCGGACCGGCGGCAGCACCGCGCAGGGGCGGCGGGGCUCCUCCAUGGGGGCUCGGCCGCAGUAGGAGCGGUGUCUCCCCCGGGGGCGCCACCCGCCACCUCCCCUCCCCCUCGGGCCUCCUGAGGAGGAUGGCGACGGCGGCCGCCCCGACCCAGCUCGAAGCCGAGCUCUACUACCUGAUCGCCCGGUUCCUGCAGUCCGGACCCUGCAAGAAAUCCGCCCAGGUACUGGUGGAGGAGCUGGAGGAGCACCAGCUGAUCCCCCGCCGCCUGGACUGGCAGGGCAAGGAGCACCGCCGCAGCUUCGAGGACCUGGUGGCUGUCAAUGCACACAUCCCUCCGGAUUAUCUUCUUAGGAUCUGUGAGAGGCUUGGACCCCUUUUAGACAAGGAAAUCCCACAGAGUGUCCUAGGUGUGCAGACUUUGCUAGGUGUCGGGCGCCAGUCUCUAUUAAGGGCAGCAAAAGACUUCAGACAUACACUAUGGAAAGGAUCUGCGUUUGCAGCUCUCCACCGAGGCCGGCCUCCCGAACUGCCUGUAAAUUAUGGGAAACCACCAAACGUGGUAAAUAUAAUUUCUGCCAGGCAAUUAACUGGAUGUGGACGAUUCAGCCACUUGUUCCCAACAUCCACCUACCAACACAUGAAGAUGCAUAAGAGGAUCUUGGGACAUCUGUCAUCUGUUUAUUGUAUAGCCUUUGAUCGCAGUGGGAGACGAAUUUUUACGGGGUCAGAUGAUUGUUUGGUCAAAAUCUGGGCUACAGAUGAUGGGCGCCUGCUCUCAACGUUGCGAGGACACUCGGCUGAAAUUUCAGACAUGGCCGUUAACUACGAGAACACCCUGCUUGCUGCAGGCAGUUGCGAUAAAGUCGUCCGAGUAUGGUGUCUUCGAACCUGUGCCCCAGUCGCAGUACUGCAGGGCCAUUCGGCUUCCAUUACUUCCAUACAGUUCUCUCCAGCAAGGAAAGGAACAACACGAUACCUCACUUCUACUGGUGCUGACGGAACAAUCUGUUUCUGGCAGUGGCAUGCUAACACCAUGAAAUUUAAGGAUCGCCCUGUAAAAUUUGCAGAGAGAUCCAGGCCCGGUGUCCAGAUAUCUUGUUCGUCUUUCAGUUCCGGUGGCAUGUUCAUUGCAACAGGCAGUACUGACCACGUGAUCAGAAUUUAUUAUUUGGGCUCGGAAUCUCCGGAGAAAAUGGCCGAGUUAGAAUCUCACACGGACAAAGUGGUUGCAGUCCAGUUCUGUAACAAUGGUGACAGCUUAAGAUUUGUCAGUGGAAGCAGAGAUGGAACUGCAAGAAUAUGGCACUAUCAGCAGCAAGAUUGGAAGAGUAUAGUCCUGGAUAUGGCUACUAAAAUGACAGGAAACAACGUAGCAUCUGGGGAGGACAAGGUGACUAAACUGAAGGUUACUAUGGUGGCUUGGGAUAGAUACGAUGCCACUGUCAUCACUGCAGUCAACAAUUUCCUUCUCAAAGUGUGGAACUCGUCCACAGGGCAGCUUCUUCAGACCUUAUCUGGUCAUGAUGAUGAAGUUUUUGUUCUGGAGGCCCAUCCAUUUGACCAAAGGAUAGUGCUUUCGGCAGGUCACGAUGGAAAUAUUUUUGUUUGGGAUAUCGACAAAGGAACAAAAAUUCGCAAUUACUUUAACAUGAUUGAGGGCCAAGGCCACGGAGCUGUUUUUGAUUGCAAGUUCUCACCAGAUGGACAACAUUUUGCCUGCACAGACUCUCAUGGACAUCUGCUACUAUUUGGUUUUGGAUGCAAUAAAUAUUAUGAAAAGAUUCCAGAUCAGAUGUUCUUCCAUACGGAUUACCGACCACUGAUCCGUGAUGCAAACAACUAUGUGUUGGAUGAACAGACUCAACAGGCCCCACAUCUUAUGCCUCCUCCGUUCUUGGUGGAUGUUGAUGGAAAUCCUCAUCCCACGAGAUUCCAGCGGCUGGUACCAGGGAGGGAAAAUUGCAAGGAUGAACAACUUAUUCCUCAGCUGGGAUAUGUAGCUAAUGGUGAUGGUGAAGUAGUUGAACAAGUCAUCGGGCAGCAGACUAAUGACCAGGAUGAGAGCAUCCUUGAUGGAAUGAUCAGAGAGCUACAGAGGGAACAAGAUCUGAGACUAAUUAAUGAAGGAGAAACUCCUCCAAACCCUCCACUCAACAGAUCCCACUCUGUUAAUGGAGCUCUUCGAAGUCCAGGUUUGGAUGUUACAUCUCCACCAAACGUUGGUCUCCGGAGAAGCGGUCAGAUCGAAGGGGUCCGGCAAAUGCAUCACAACGCUCCCCGAAGUCAAAUGGCAACGGAGCGAGAUCUCAUGGCGUGGAGCAGGAGGGUAGUGGUGAACGAGCUUCCUCCAGGCAUCAGCAAGGUCCAGGAAGAAUGUCGAGCUGCUAAAGGUGAAAUCGAAAUUAAUUUAUACACUGUUGAAAAGAAGAGAAAACCAUCCCACACCUUACAGCGGAACGAUUACCAGCCAGGAAGCGGAAGGUCUUUGAGAAGAAACCAACGCAAACGCCAGCAUGCCUACCAAACGCGCUCCACGAUAGAACACAGUCAGCAAGGAGCAAGUCAAAAUGCACGUGCACGGGAGGAAUCGGACAGCUCCUCAGAGGAGGAUGAGACUGUUGGCACAAGCGAUGCAUCUAUGGAUGAUCCUGUGGCAGCUUGGCAAAGCGAAAGCAGCUCCAGCGAUUCCUCAAGUGAAUAUUCUGACUGGACAGCAGAUGCUGGAAUUAAUCUCCAGCCUCCGAAGAGACAAACCAGGCAGGCAGCUCGGAAAAUCUGUAGUAGUUCUGAAGAUGAAAACAUGAAGGGAACAAAAGGACUGGAGCCAAAACGAAGGAAACUUAAGCAGACUAGAAAAAAGAAACCAAGCGGACUGCUUUCGAUGGAGGGCGAACCUAGUGAAGAAUGGCUUGCCCCACAGUGGAUCUUGGAUACGAUACCCCGCCGCUCGCCUUUUGUCCCGCAAAUGGGAGAUGAGAUCAUAUACUUUAGGCAAGGCCAUGAAGCUUAUGUGCGGGCAGUAAGGAAAGCAAAAAUUUACAGUAUUAACAUGCAAAAACAACCAUGGAACAAAAUGGAACUCAGGGAACAAGAAUUUGUGAAGACGGUAGGAAUUAAAUAUGAAGUUGGGCCGCCUACACUCUGCUGCUUGAAGCUUGCAUUCCUAGAUCCAAUCACAGGCAAAAUGACAGGAGAAUCAUUUUCCAUAAAGUACCAUGAUAUGCCAGAUGUUAUUGACUUCCUUGUGCUGCAUCAGUUUUAUAAUGAAGCCAAAGAAAGGAACUGGCAAAUAGGGGAUAGAUUUCGCAGUAUAAUAGACGACGCUUGGUGGUUUGGAACUGUGGAGAGUCAGCAGCCUUUCCAGGCAGAAUAUCCUGAUAGUUCCUUCCAGUGCUACUGUGUUCACUGGGACAAUAAUGAAAGAGAGAGGAUGAGUCCAUGGGACAUGGAACCAAUUCCAGAAGGAACUGCUUAUCCGGAGGAGGUUGGUGCUGGAGUUCCUGUGACUCCAGAUGAGCUGACAGCUCUUCUCUACAAACCCCAGGAAGGAGAAUGGGGGGCCCAUUCCAGAGAUGAAGAAUGUGAACGGGUGAUCCGGGGGAUUGAGCAACUUCUUUCCCUUGACAUUUCUAAUCCCUUUGCUGUUCCAGUGGACCUUAGUGCCUAUCCCAUGUAUUGCACUGUUGUUGCUUAUCCAACUGACCUCACCACGAUCAGGAGGAGACUUGAAAACAGGUUUUACAGGAGAAUCUCUGCGCUGAUGUGGGAGGUACGAUACAUUGAACAUAAUGCCAGGACUUUCAACGAGCCAGACAGUCCUAUAGUCAAGGCAGCCAAAAUUGUAACAGAUGUCUUACUUCGCUUCAUUGGGGAUCAGAGCUGUACUGAUAUAUUAGAAAUCUAUAACAAGGUGAAAGCAGAAGACCUAAGCAGUACUGAUGAAGAGGAGGAGGUGGCAGAAGUAGAUGUAGAUUCAGACGCUCCAGGAACUUCCUCUGGAAAAAGACGAGUAAGGCGGCGAAUAAAAAGACAGCCCAUGAAAGCAAGUCCUGAUGCUUGGAAAGAGCAAUGCAAGCAGUUGUUAAACCUGAUUUACGAAAGAGAGGACUCGGAGCCUUUUAGGCAGCCAGUUGAUCUCUUCUCCUAUCCUGAUUAUCGAGAUAUUGUAGACACCCCUAUGGACUUCAGCACUGUGAAAGAAACCUUGGAAGCAGGAAACUACACUAGUCCCUUGGAAUUCUACAAAGAUAUUCGUUUAAUAUUCUGCAACUCUAAAGCUUACACUCCUAAUAAAAAGUCUCGAAUUUACAGCAUGACACUUCGACUCUCUGCCUUAUUUGAAAAUCAUAUGAAAAAUAUCAUCUCCGAGUACAAGUCAGCAAUGCAAUGUCAGAAGAGGAAAAGGCCACGGUACCGAAAACGGCUAAGAAGCAGUAGCAGUUCACCAUCAACUAGCAGAGCAUCUAGCCCAAAAGGGAAACAGAAGCAAAUGAAGAUUCAACCUAAACCCAACCAGAAUACCUCACUCCCUUUGACCAGAACUAGUUCUUCAGUUUCAUCUCAUGUUUCAGAUACAGCAGAAGAACCUCUGGGUUCAGCCACUGGUGAAGAGAUGGAAGGCCAGCCAUCUUCCUCAGGCUCAAAUGCACAGAACCGAAGUGGAAAUACCGUUGAUCCAGGGAAAAGUAGGCCAAUCAGGAGUAAAUCUACACCAGUGAAACAAGAUCACUCUCCUGAUGGACCACUUACAAAUGGUGAUGGCAGAGAACAUCGGACAGGAGUCAAGAGGAAGUUAAUAAGUGCAUCAGAAGACGACGAGCAUCUGGAGGAGGCGGAGGAAGAGGAAAAGAAGAAGAGAGAAUUGAAGGAAAAAUCUGGUUUAUCUUCAUCAGAAAGUGGGGAAUCGGGAUCCAGUUCAAGUUCUGAAAGCAGAAGCGGCUCCGAUUCAGACUCUGAAUCAACAUCUAGGACAGAUCAGGAUUACAUCGAUGGAGACCAUGACUACAGCAAAGUUGUGCAAUCCAAAAAACCCAAACGAAAAAUCAAACGAAAGAUCACCGGUGGGAAGCGGAAUUGGCAGGGCAGAGGGACAGGGAGGAGAGGUAGAUGGGGGAGGUGGGGGCGAUGGAGUAGAGGGGGAAGAGGCGGUAGAGGCGGAAGAGGCUGUGGCAGAGGAAGAGGUGGCGGCAGGGGAGGAAGAAGAGGCCGAGGAGGCCGAGGAGCCUCGCGAGGAGCCACCAGAGCGAAGCGUGCCCGAAUUACAGAUGACGAAUUUGAAAACCUGUUUGGAGGACAGUUUGGUGAAAACGUGUUUGGAGGGCGAUUCAGUAGACCGCCUCGAAUCAAGACACGGAACGAGGGCAGGAGAACUGUCUUGUACAAUGACGAUUCUGAUAAUGACAAUUUUGUGCACACCGAGGAUCCUUUGAACCUUGGUACUUCCAGGUCAGGCAGGGUGCGGAAAAUGACAGAAAAAGCCAGGGUCAGCCAUCUCAUGGGAUGGAAUUAUUGACAGAUGAAAAACUUUGGAACAAUUUUAAAAGAACUUCAAUGGCCUUCUACUGCAGGGAUUUUACCAGAAAAUCUACCAAGCAAGUUGUGCGGGGACUCCACUCACGUUUCACAGUGGUGCUUUUCCAUUACGUCAGUUUGCGUUUGUUUUGAAACUUCAGAUCGCCACACUUCAUUGGUCAAAACUAGCCUUAGUCAUUAGGCCUUAAAUUGCAGAAAUUCUUCCCCACACACUACGAGUUCAUCACAUUAAAGAGGCUUCCAGCUUCUCAAUAAGAACAUGACAUUUUGAGUCACGAUUAUGACUUCUCUCCCUUGUUUUGUUUUUGUAUUAUAGAAAUAGCACCUUCUUACAGAGUUUUUAUGUGGUUUCUGCCAUAAAUCCUUAUACACAGUAAUAAUUAUAACUUUUGCACAAUACACCAAUCCUAAAGGCAGCUAUAAAAUGUUUACAGUUUAUAUAUUGUAAGAAGGAUCUGGAUUAUUUUAAUCUUCCCAGGCCAAACGUUCAUGAAUUGUGCUGAACUGAAGUAUGUCUAUACUACAGUUGCGGGGGUCCUGAUGUGCUUUCUAUCGGUUCUUUAUUCGUGUAAAAAGUGACAAAGGGUUGGUGCCUUGUAAAUAUGUAGCAAACCUUUGAUGUGGUGUGUCCUAUGUGUGCAUUAACUUUAUUAAAAAGAGAAUACUUGAGAAGUAUGAAUAUCUAGACAAAAGGUGCCAAAUGCAAAAGUUACUUGCAUCUAUUUUCUUUUUGUCCGCUCAUAUUUUUAUAGUAUUAAUAGAGAUUGUGCAGCUAAGGGGUAACUUCAACAUUUGAAAGGUUCCUCCUCUUCAAAGCAUAACGUGAUUUUUAAUAGUAGCUCAGCUACCUCUAUUUACAACUACUGGAAGCUUAAAAGAAAAUAGAUGCUAUUAUUCAGUACGUGUUGAAGAAGAGGCAAGAAGGAGCGUAGAGGGAUGGAGUUGCUUGCGAAGUUGUAGAGUAACUAUAUCUCCAUUAUAUUGACACAACGAAAACAAAAUCUAAGUAAUUCUCAGAGUUUUCAGAAGCGUAAGGUUCUCAGCAGCUGGUGGUUGGUUUGUGCGGAUAGGCUGACUGGCUCCCGCGCAUUUCUGCUGCCACGUGCUCGGUGCAAAUCUGCGUUUGGUUUAAUUUGUCCCUUCCUUGAGGGCGAUGAGGGGGCUGAACGGAGCGCGGGUACCUCUGGUGGCUGGCAGUACGGAUGGGCUCCGGUUCACAUCCUGCAGGCGGGCUCUUGUAUCUCAAGCUUCCAGAAGAGAAUUCGUGUUGCACUGUACUCUUGUCGUCCUGAAAAGUGUUGAAACCAGAAAUUGUUUUGGUAGUUUUAGUACAGUAUGUGGCGACGUUUGUAGUCUUGCUCCUCGGUGAACAGAAACAGGUGUUUGGCAUGAGCAGCCUCUGGCUUCGUAGGGUCUGGCUGGAAUAUAUAUGGGACUUCAGUUUCCUCCCCUUGUCUAAAUGAAUCUGACAGUUCUAGCUUGGUUAAGAGAGUGAGUUCGAUGACGCAGAGAGAGCAAACAAAAAGACUAGAAAGUUUUGGUGGAGUUUUUCAAGAAUAUAUAUAUAUACUUUAAAAAACAAACAAACUUUCAUCCAAUAUCCUUAAAUUCUUCUGUGCACAGCUUGGUCAAUAAUUCUGGAAAACCUCAGGCAGCAAAGAGUGACCCAUGUAUAUUCUCAGAUGCAGAAGGAAUUUAAUUUUUGACUUUCUAUAUUAAGCACUAGCUAUUUUAUCUCGCUUUCCAAAAAUUCUAGUUAGAUGCGAAAUGACUUGAAAAAAUGCAGAGGUUUAGUUUUGUGAUGGAGGAGAGUAUAUCCGAAAUUGCUCAGAGCAUUAAUACGAGUUUAUGGUACAGUACAAAAAUCACACUUUUAAUUUUUUUAAGAAUGUUUUGAAGGGCCGUAAUCAGUUUCUGGAUUUGAUUCAGUUGCGUUUUGGUGGGGGAGGUGUAUGGAAAGUGCAGAGGCUCUCCUAGUUCUGUACUGGGCUUUAAAAUAUAAACACCUGUCCUGUCAUCUCUCUCAUAUAUAUGUAUAUAUAUAUACACACUUAUAUAUUUAUAAGAAAUGUGUUAUUUCUUUGACUGGUUGGUCCUUCUACAUAUGGUAACCAGGAAUAGCAUGUAAGCAUCAGUCCAUAGUCAGAAUCAUCCUCCUUUUAGAUCAGUCCUGUUGAGCUAAUGUAAACACUAUCGUUUCUGUUCUAAAGCCUGAAAAAUCUUGAAAUGCAAAAGAAAUGCUUUUCAUAUAUUUCUGACGGGCCGAAGAUCCACUUAUUUAUUUUGUGUAGGGGCUGGGGAGAGAUAAAACACGUGGAUUCCAGAGAAAUCGCUUUAUAAGUUUGUGCAUUUUAGCAGCAAUUAGAAUAAUACUUAAUCUGUUCUUAAAUGUAUCUUUUCUAUGUAAUGAAGUACUGUGAAGAUAACAGUGAAGCAUCACUUUGCUGUGGCGUAAGUAUUAAUCAAAAGUGUUCCAUGAUUAAGAGCUAGACAGCAGGGUGUGCUACAACAACAGAACUAUUGCUUCUUGUAAAAAAAAAAAAAAAAAAAAAAAAAAAGAAGAAAAAAAAGCUUUUUUUUGUGCAUGAGAACGUUUUUUAUAAGCAUGAAAGAAAUAACUUGGGUUUAGAGACGUUAUUUUUACUUGCUUUUGUAGCCGGAUUCUUCCUCUGAGUUAGGCGAUCGAUUUCUCAUAGCCUCCUUCUGUGGAAUAGUUACAAUUUUGUAGUAACUUGGACACUUUCUCUCAAAGCCCGGGUCCUGUUAGGAGCCACUCAUAGUUGCAGAAAACUUUGUAUCAGCCCGGCAGCUGCAGCAGAAGCGGUAAAAUGACUUACACCUUGUGCCGUCGCGCUGCCUGACCCAGGACCUGGGUGCUUCGCCAGCACCUCGUGAAGUUGCCGAGCUCCUGCCAGGCUGCACCGCCCCGUGCGUUGCAGAGUCACGACCGUAGUCUCUCUCCUUGCACUUUUAACCAAAAACUCCCAAACUCUGCCCAAGAAGAGGGUUUGCAGGUCUGGUUACGGAUCCGAUUCCUGCAGGCUAACAAGGCGUGCAGGCAGGCCAGGGGUUCUUCUGUUGCUGUAGCAUUAAUUCUUGGGCAUCGGUGCUUCAAAGAUUUCUCUAGACGUGCAGUCUUGCGUGAUCCCUUCCCGAGUCGCCGGGGGACUCGAGGGCAUUCAGAGACACCUUGGAGACCCAGGGCUCGCGCCCCGAGGGGCUUCGCUGGCAGCGGAGCGCGAGCCCCACGCGCUCCGUCCUCUGGGGGGACGGGGCUGACAGUCUUGUGGGCAUCUGUGUUCUCAGACUUCUCCUGGCUGCAAACCUGCCGCUGCCGUAGCGCUCCCGCUUCUUCCCGGGCCAGGGCACGCGUGACGAAGCCGAUUUUGCAGUAGCGAUGUGCUGUUGUCUCAGUUCAGCCCAAACUUUGCCUGCUUUUUAUUUUCUCUAUCGCCUUUUGGCUUUCUCUUUGCCAUGCUCCACCUCUCCUCUUUAGCUUCCCAUUAUUGCCCCUGUAGGUUCGUUCGGGUGCUCUUUCGGAAACAUCUCGAUGAUCUUUAUUUCGUCUAGAUUUAAUUCUUUAUUAAUCCCUCUUUUCCCCCAAGACUUUCCAUAUUCGUUGUAUCUGCCUUUGCUAGCAACAACCCCCAACCGCUGGAGGUGGAUUUAACGAAGACGGAAAGCUUGAGGGCUGCUCCGCGCCCCCGCGGCCGCCCGUACCCCGAGGGGAGACGCUGCCGGCUCAGCACGUGCCUCCCCGUGCCCCGGUGCCGGAGGUGGCGGGGCCGCGGGGCUGCUCCCAGCGCGGCCCUACGCACGGCUGCGUAAGCCAGCGCUCAGCUCCGCCUGGCGCCCCUCAGCGCGUGUGCUCCCUUCUGCUGGAUUACUCCUUUUAUUCUUUUUUCCCCCCUUUGCUGUGUGAAUAGCAGUUGAUGUAACCCUCGUAGAAGUCGCGUGCUUCCAGCCUCACGAGAUACUUCUGGUUUAAAUAACCCGUGAAACUUUUAUGCCGGUGCUUGAACUUCGCCGGGUCUCGGCAGUUUUAUCGCUCCUCUCUCUCUUUCAAGCGCUCCUUUCUCCAUAAACUGAGCAGAGGCCACCCCCUUAUCGCAGUCGCCCCCACCCUGCAAAUAAACAAGCGAAAUAGAAUCGCGAAGAAGUAAUUGGUGGAGGAUUUUUUUGGGCCGCCUAAAAUUUUGCGUCCUGUUGCGCCUUUUAAAUUUCCCUGAACGUUUUCUUAAAUGUACGCCUCGGCUGCUUCUCCUGCACGAAGGCAGGCAGGCUGCGUGGUCCCAGAGCACUGAAAAGGUCUGACACCGGGUGCAUAUAAACAGGGUUUUCAAGUAAUUAAAAAAAAAUAAAAUAUGGAAAGACCGACGCCCAUGUAUUUGCUCUUGAUAAUGUUUGGAGGCUCUUUUGGCUGCAAAAAGCAAGGUGAACCUCGUCAAGCGAUUGAAAAGGCGGCUCCUGCGUGUCUCUGGGAUAGCUUUUGGCAACCGUUCAAAAUCACACAGUAUUAACGUGAGACAAUAAGUUUAAAUCACUAAUUUUUGAUAAGAACUUGAUUAAUACGUCAUCUUUAAUCUGAGAGCAGUGAGUGAGGGAAAAUUGAGUAGCUGUAGGUGUAAGGGUAUCUUGUCAGCCCUGACUUGGAGUGUCCUGCUGUCGAUGGUCCGUGUCAUGAAUUCAGUGUUUUAAACAUGUAUUUGUGUGUUUACAUUUCUUGAUUUUAUUGUCGGGGUUGUUUUGUUUUUUUUUUUUAAAAAAAACCGUCAUGCAAAGUUUCCUAAAAUGCUAAUUCUUUACACGAUAGACUGAAGGAGCAGUUAACAAUCCAAGGAUAAAUCUAUAUUUAGUAUUGUAGGGAGCUGUCAUUGUGUUCUUACAAGUAUGUAUUAUAGAAAAUUACUGCGCAUGUGCGAUAGAUAAUUUUCAAAUAUUAGUAUAUCGGAGGUUUACGCAUUGAAAAAAAACAAACUCCUUUAUGUACAGUAAGUAACAGCCUGCAAAAUUUAGUCUAAAAGUUGUCUUUUUUAGUAUUAGAAAUGCAAGGACCUGUUGGAAGCUUGUACAUUUUGAAUAUGUCAUGUUCAGCCCACAGCAAACUUACGCAACUGUGCUAUGAAUCCCUGAAAAAUUAGAUUUCCAGUGGAAUUGCUGUCACAGCCUUAACUCUAGCGUUAUAAAAAUGGUGCUUAAAUACACUUAUGUGCAUGGGUGUGGGUACCUGGUAAGGGUUUGUCAGAAUCUAAAGCGAAAGCGAGCGGCUCGGUGCUGCCCUUGCGGGCGCACGCUCGUGGCAGGUAACCGCAGCCGCACUCGGGAGUUGACAGACGUGUAAAUAUUUGGGAAAUAUUUAAACCGGUGGACGAUUAAGAGCAGUUUUGGGGUUGUCAGUUGGGGAGCACUGCGUAUCUUCCCCAUUUCGGGGUGCGAGAGAAGCAGCCGGGGUGGUGAGAGGAGCUGCUGCGGGGCCGGGGGUCCCGCGGGCCUCGCGGCGGCGCCGCUCCGUGGCGGAUAAGAUCAAAAUCCUCCGUGUCUUUUCCUAAAACUGCCUCGGAUAUACUCGGAUAUACUCGGAAAUCAAAGUCUGAUGAUUAUUUUUCUGUAGAAAUACUAAUCUAGGCUAUUCUUUCCUCCAUGGAUCGUUAUAGCAGACUUCAUUUAGAAAUACCAGUUGAUGUCGGAGCAAUGAAAUUCACGUGAUUUAGGCUCUCCAGUUCAUGGUCUGGAUGAUAUAAAAUACUGCAAAAAUGCACAAAACUAUUAGAAUUAUGUCUACUUUCUAUAUUGAUUUUUUUUUUCCAGGUGAUAUUUAUGCCCAUAUCUUCACAUCCGCUAUCUCAGGUCCCUUUAAAUGAAUACUUCAGGGAUUUUGAUGCCACUUGUUGGCAGACCAAAUGUAAUAUUUAUAUGCAAUGAGCUGUUAGUUUUUGUAUUGUACAAAUGUAAAUUUGUAAAGAAUUUUUUCUAGAGUUUUUUUGAAGUCACUUAUGUAAUCUAGGAUGUUUCAUUUUCCAGCUGUGGGAUUGUCUUAAUAAAAAAAAGAUAAACUCUGA
Molecule: messenger RNA, 11721 nt
Organism: Phalacrocorax carbo (great cormorant)
Lineage: Eukaryota; Metazoa; Chordata; Aves; Suliformes; Phalacrocoracidae
Source: RefSeq, a predicted model, not a curated record